This is a messenger RNA of Phragmites australis (common reed), 1679 nucleotides long. RefSeq lists its product as uncharacterized. Gene Ontology annotation, molecular function: hydrolase activity. The record is from RefSeq and is a predicted model, not a curated record. NCBI's taxonomy places the organism in Eukaryota, Viridiplantae, Streptophyta, Magnoliopsida, Poales, Poaceae. The transcript is spliced from 5 exons. Bases 992 to 1537 code for a protein of 181 amino acids.
CGCGUGCAUCGACCGCAAGGUGUGGCAGCUGUCAGCAAUCUACACGACUCCUUCCGAGAGAAAAAAAAAACGCGAACAAACGGUGAGCUCCCGUACGGUUUUGCUCCUCUUCUUUGUGGUCGGCGGCCGGAGCAGCCGGAGCCGCGCGCGCCUCAGCAAACCCUCUUCCUCCCCUCCGGCCAGGCCCGGCCGCAGGGCCAUGGACCCCGCCUCUGGCGCCGGCGCCGGCGCCCUCCGUUGCGUCCGCAUCGCAGUCGUCGGCGACGUUUUACCUUUCCCCUCUCUCUUAAAAUCUAUGCACUGUCUUGUUUAGGGGCAGGAGCGCUAGCCAUGGGUACGGGUGUAGCUAUGCAUUCCAUGUUUGAUUCCUAGGAGCAGAGGGUUAGAAGUAAGGCGGAGGGAGAGGGGAUUUGGGAACUGGGGUUUGCGCACAUCACAUUGGCUCGAUGACUUGAUUGUUUCUGUUCUGCUCCGAUUGGAUGGUGCGCUGGUAGGACUCGGGAAUGGGUGCGUGUCUUCGGUGGCGUUUUAUUUGUAGAAUUGUAGUUGAAAUUGUUAGAAAGCGGGAGAUGGUGCCUUUUGGACAUAUGGAAUAGACAAUCACUUGAGUUGCAUUUCCCCUAAACUUAGCAUAGCCAAACACUUGGAUGGUAUAUUUCGAUCCCAAGCCCUGCUGAUCACAAGCCAUGGAAAGAUGCUAGUCUCCUUGGAUUCCUUUACUUUUAUGGAUGCAUUGUUUGUGAACCAAAUUAUUGUUGCACUUUAACGUAAGAACUAAAAGAGGAAUGAAUGACUUGCUUUUGUGGCUUGGUCGAACCAUCUAACUGUGUUGUAUCUUCUAUUCCUUUAGGCUUAAAAUUCACUUGAUAAGAACUGUGUCGUACUAAUCGUCUUUUAUGCAUUGAACCUUGCAGCACAAUGAUUGGGCCCUUGAGGAAGAUUCAAAAGCACUCCAAUUUAUUCAGAAGAUCUAACUUGCUCUCUAUGUGAAAUGCAGCCGGAUUUGAUACUUUUUACUGGUGACUAUGGUAAUGAGAAUGUUCAACUUGUCAAAAGCAUUUCAGACCUUCAGCUUCCAAAGGCAGCAAUUUUUGGCAAUCAUGAUUGCUGGCACACACAUCAAUUCUCUGAGAAGAAGGCAGCCCGUGUUCGGCUUCAGCUUGACAGCCUUGGUGAGCAGCAUGUUGGGUACAGAUGUUUGGCUCUUCCAACAAUAAAGCUGAGUGUUGUUGGUGGACGACCAUUUUCAUGCGGGGGUGAUAGGCUAUUUAGACCAAAGCUUCUGUCAAAAUGGUUGGUAAGAAAUAUACUAACAGAUAGAUAUAUAUGUUUCGUAACUUCUCUGUUUGGUACUUUGGUGUUUCUUUGUCAUUUCCUUGGAUUUGAUUUGAGAGAUUCCUUAAUAUUGGAAGGAAUGAACUAUUGGAAUUACUUCUCGCCAAUUGCAUGCUGUGCAUGCUCCUACUCCCAUUUGCAUGUGCGCACCUCUCGGCUACAUGAUCCCUACAUAUGUAGAUCUCUUGCAUACACUCGUUGAUAGAGUCAGUUGAAUAAUAAGUAGUAGUCCAACUCCGGAGAAAAUCAAUGGCGGUUGACAGACAAGAACACGAAACCUCACCUCUAGUUACCUCACCUCCGCUUGAGACAGUUGCUUCAUAUGGCAUUGCUUGAAUAAACUU